Vitrella brassicaformis is the source of this 3846-nucleotide messenger RNA. Lineage: Eukaryota; Vitrellaceae. The record is from the annotation of a GenBank genome assembly.
GGAAUACUUUCCUUCACUUGACGUCGAGGCUCGUUUGUGCGCUUCCUUUGUCGCCCUGGCGUCAAAGCUCGUUUCUGUGCUUUUUUUCCCAUCUCGCCUCUUUCCCUUUGCCGGCCAAGGCAACAAGGACUACCACAACACGCCCCCUUCCUUCGUGCGUGCAAAGGACCGGGUUGAGCUUCUGGUAAGACUGGGCAACGGAGGCAGCAACAUGACCUGCCGCGUCCCUGGCUGCAAGGAGGCUCACAAGGCCCACUAUUGCAAAUGGUGCAAGAACCAGAACUCCAACCACUUCGCGCGUGACUGCUGGCAUGGGCCCGGUGGACAGAGCGCGUCGACAUACUCGGUACGCAGGCGACAGGAUAGACAGACAGCGCCCUCAAUGCCGUUCCCUCUUUCCUGCAUGUGUUGUCUGCAGGGUGGCUCACCCGACAAGAGCCCACAGCGCAGCACAUCACGCGCCAGGGAGCGCAGCCGUUCAGGGCAGCCGAAGGGCCGCGUUGGUUGCCGCGUUCCAGGGUGCACUUUCCCCAACUGCCUCAAGACGGGACACCACCAUUGCAAGAAUUGUGGCGACAAGGUAGCUACCAAGGACGCCCCAUGGUGCUGAUUCAUCUGUUCCUUUGCCUGUGUUUGGCCUGGCCGCAGGAUUCCGAUCACUUCUCGUCGGCAUGCCCCAAGCUGCAGAAGCCCGGCGGGCAAUACACGACCACCUCGCGCUUGGUGAGUGGCCAUAAUGCUAGAGGGCCUCGUUGCAGGACUGCAUUUGGUGUGUCUGACGAUGCUGUUUCGUUUCAGGUGCAUUCGUCGCACCUCCUGUCGUCGCUCUAUAACGGUUCACCUCACGCCGUCAAGACAAUCCUCGCCAACUAUGCGACGGAUUAUGGGCGCGCAAAGGAGCCCAAGGACGUCACCGGUCUGCUGAGCACGCUGCAGUCGGCCAUGGGCGGCCGAGGGGGCAGCUUCCAUGGCAUGGAGAGGGUGCUGACCUCUACCUUCAUCAACGAGACGCUGCCCGUCCUGUGCGGCAUCCUCUCCAAGGGCGACCUCAGCUUCCCCCUACAGCCGCCAUCCAGCCACUCACACAGCGGCACGGAGGCACACAUGACUGCCCGCCAGUGCUUUGCCCUCAUCGGUGCGGGCUUCCUCUGUCUGCACCAGCCCGGCGACGGCAGUCUCAACUUCGACCGCCUGUUCGACAACAGCACACCCUCUGGCAAGGCCAAGCUGCAGUGCUUCAUCCACUACCUGGACACCAUGGCGCGGGCGAUCAAGGAGGGCAACACCGCCGAGACGGAGCGUGUGGUCGUGUUCCAAGCCCUCAGCAGCCCCGAGGCGGGUAUCCACGACUGGGCGACAUCGACCGCCCCACUGGUGGAUGUGCGCUUCGUGCAAGGCACCCAAGCGUCCAUCUUCGACGCGCCGGCCAUCCGAGGCGACUUCGCCAAUGCCCACAUCGCCGGCGGAACACUGGGAAAGGGUACGCACACAAAGACGAGAGACAGACAGGUUGAUGUGCAUCGAUUUACAUUUGUCUUUGCCGUCUCCGUCUCUCUCUCUCUCUCUCUGUGUGUGUGUCUGUGUGUCUGUGCCUGUUUGUGUGUGUGUGUGUCAGGUGCGGUGCAGGAGGAGAUCUUGUUCUCAAUUGAGCCGGAGUGCCUUCUCGCCCGCCACCUCUUCCCCAGAGCCAUGCAGCCCACUGAGGCCUUCAUGAUCGUCGGCUCCAAGACGUUCAGCAAAACAUCUGGCUACGGCCGCGAGACCCUCCGCUUCAGCGGCCCUGCCCACGACACGGCGGCCACGAGGCGCGUCGAUGGCCAUCCGGUUCUGAACAAGUACAUCGUGGCCUUUGAUGCGGUCAACUUCGGCAAGCACGGGAGUGAUCAGCAGUACGACAAGACGCAUGUGGUGCGAGAUCUCAAGAAGGCACACACGGCAUUCCAUUGCAAUGGCCUCACGAUCGUCGGAGGACUGCCCUUCGCGACGGGUGAGUGAGGCACACACAGAUGGCCAUCGUGUCUUGUCUGCACAUCUGCGUCGGUUCGUGUGUCUGCGUGUGUCUGUCCAGGCAAUUGGGGCUGUGGCGUGUUUGGUGGCGACCCCCAGUGGAAGCUUCUCAUCCAGUGGUGCGCUGCGAGUCUCGCCGGCCGCCCGCUGCACUACUACCCGCGAGACGAGCGCAGCCUUAUGGGCGCCGAGCGCUUCAUCCACAGCCUGAAGGCCGCUGGGUGCGACACUGUGGGCGGGCUGGUCCAGCUGAUGUGUGACAGGCGCACACAGAGGGCCAUCGCGGGGCGGAAUCGAAUGUCGGCAUUCGAGGCCAUCAAAGCGAUCGUCACGGACCGGAGCAGACCACCCCCACCACCCGUGGUAAGCUGCCCCUCCAUACUGUCUGCAUCAAUCUCAUUGGGUUUCUGUGCGUUUGUGUGCCAGCCUCGCAGCUCACUGCCUGCAUCCCACAUGCAGCACUACUCCCCUUCCCCCCCCAUGCAGCACUACUCGCCCCAGCUCGCAUUGCCGGACCGGGCGGCAGCGCCACCUACGACAGGCCGAGAGGAAAGCCAAGGCGACACGGUGAGCCGUCUGCCAAACCUGAGAUCCUGUGGUCAUGCCUGUCUGUCUGUCCCCAGGCAGCCCUCGCUGCGUCUCCCAUGUUGUCGGCCGUCACUGCAGACGAAAAGCAUGCAAAAGAUGACAAUCCAAGAGAGGUCCGUCGAGACAUGACACACACUUCUAUGUGACCGAUUGGUGUGUGUUGUGCGAUGCUCUGGCUGCCAGGUUGGCUACGCUCCUCUGGUCGACACGACCGACAACGAGUCGUCGAGCAUGGGUGCCUCGGAUAGCGACGACAAAAUGGACGUCGACGCGAGUGACGCGACCAACGCGGGCGCCACGGUGGAGGAGACCACACCCCUCCUCUCCAUGCAAGACACGACCAGCCACACGUAAGGAGCAUGCACAGAGCCCAUAGACGUGUGGUCAAGGCGUAGGUCUGGCUUCUCUGCGUGUCGUAUGUUGUCAGAAUUCAUUACGUGUUCGAGUACGUGCCGAGGAUGUAUACCUUCCCCUCUGAGGUGGUACUCAAAGGCUCCUUCGACGGCUGGCUUGGCCAUCACCCGAUGUCUUGGUCGCCCAAGCACAGGUGCUUCGUCUACGGCAUGCCGCUGCCCCCGGGCAGGUACAUGUACAAGUUCAUCGUGGAUGACAGGUGGGUGUGUUCCAGCACGCAGCCAACAGGCGAAGAUGGAGCUGGCAAUACCAACAAUGUCGUCACCAUCUCACUUGACCGCCAAUGUCUGACCUGCGGGGUGGUACAUGGGGGGAGGGGGUGCUAGGCGGGAUGGCCUGUGUGCGGAUCGUAGCAUGGGAUCAGUUUGGAUUCGUCGAAUUGGGCUGGGAGACGUGCUGGCUGGGGGGUGCAGUGUGAAAUCAGUGAUGGCUCCGUAGGUGCGUGAGGAUGGGCGGGUUCUUGUAACUAGAUGGGCGAGCAGAGAGCGGGAGAAGAGGACGAACGGCAUCAAAUGUGACAUGGCUGCUGUGCGUAUCGUAGUGUGGGAUCAGUCGUAGAGUCGUAGAUAGAUGAGGGCGGAUUCUCACAGGCAGUCGGUGCCCUCUGCGUUUUUUCUACGAGACACUUUGGUUAAAUCCAUGUUCGUGUGUGUCCCAUGCAUGGGCUGUGUCGUGUGAUUUUGAAUUGAAGUACGCGUAGUUUGACGCACUCUGAGUCUGUGCUUUUUGUAAGGCCCUUUGACUUGUGCAUGUGAGGCUUUUCCAUUAAGAGUGACGGCGAGCAGCGGACUAGACAUCGAAAGUGAGCGCAACACAAAAGCGGCCGCAUCAAGAAUA